Molecule: messenger RNA, 2471 nt
Organism: Halteromyces radiatus
Lineage: Eukaryota; Fungi; Mucoromycota; Mucoromycetes; Mucorales; Cunninghamellaceae
Product: CCR4-Not complex component, Not1-domain-containing protein
Exons: 7
Coding region: 4-2292 (762 amino acids)
Biological process (GO): nuclear-transcribed mRNA catabolic process, deadenylation-dependent decay
Cellular component (GO): CCR4-NOT core complex; P-body
Molecular function (GO): molecular adaptor activity
Source: RefSeq, a predicted model, not a curated record
GAAAUGUUUGCACAAAAAUCAACCAUUUCAUCACCACCACGACCUCCACCACCUACUACUACUACUACUACUACUACUUUUGAACAAAAUAGUCUUCCUCGAGGUUCACCUACUAAUAAUCAACGUAACUUUCAACCACCACCACAUUUAUCUGAUUUCUUGAAUCCUCCUUCUUCAACUACUACCAAUGAUCUCGUUGCUGCAAAAUUAGAACAAAUGCUUGUAGAAUUGGAUCGACUUAUACAACAUUCGGGAAUUAUCACUUUUUCUUUAUUACCACCUAACCAUGAUAUUUGUCUAGUGAUGCGUCAAAUCCCCUUAUUGAUUUCUCAAAGUCUUCAUCCUUUACAAACUAUGUUGACUUUUGUUGAAAAGAUCAUUUAUAUGUUAUACAAAAGUAAUACAACUUUUGCUUUAGAAGCUUACACCAUCUUUUUACAAUCUCUAUUCGAUAUUUCUCCAGACUCUGGGAAAGAAGCUUUAUUAUGGUUGGUAUACGCUGAUGAUGAGAGGAAAUAUAAUCCUUCAGUGAUGGCUAUGCUGAUUCGAUAUCAAUUGUUACCAUUGGAAGAAUUCGAUAUACAACUUGCCAAACUUGUUCAAACCAAGGCUGAUCUUGCUUCUGAUUUUGCUGCUGAUCUUAUUCGGAUAUGUUUGUUGACUCCCAAUCCUAUGACCAACUUGGAAGAUCAUAUAUUGACCGUAUCUGCUCUACGACAACAAUACCUUUUAAGUGAAUCAUCAUCAAGGGUAUCAUCAUUUAUAGACGAUUUACAACAAAGAGUGGAUAGUGUUUAUCCUAAUAUCAAUUUGAAGGACAUCAACCGUCUGGAAUUACGUUUACUAUUGGCAGAAUGGAAUCAAUUAUCUCAAUAUCCUAUAGCAAAUGAUAUUUUAUUAGGCGGUAUCGUGAAACGGAUUUUAUCAGCCACGAAAGAUGAUGAUGGGAAAUGCUUCUUUUUACGAAUGGGAAUUGAAACUUGUGUACAACAUUAUAUCUUGGGAAAACCAAAGGCGAUUCAAUGGGUUGAUGCAUUGGUGAAAUUGAUGGUUUUUAUGGUGAAAUUGGAAUCUUCUGAACAGCAAUCGAAAAUGGUGGGUCAUAUCAUGUCAGUCAUUGUCUUGGUUUUAGCUCAGUAUCACGAAUCUAUGGGUAGUCAUUUCAAUCAAAAACCUUUCUUUCGCUUGUUAUCCUUGAUAUUCAUUGAACUUAAGAAAUCACAAAUCAAAUGCUUUGAUUCAACUGUUCUCACUUGUUUUAGUGAUGCGUUAUAUACUUUACAACCACUUCAUUUUCCUGGAUUUGCUUUUUCAUGGCUUCAACUGGUUUCUCAUCGUGUCCUCUUACCUCAACUGUUAUCAACAAGUGAUCGCCGUGGAUGGAGAAUAUAUUACAAACUUGUGUUAUGCUUAUUAAAAUUCUUGGGACCAUUAUUGGAAAAACAAGUAUUACAAACAUCAACGAAAGCAUUCUAUCGUGGAACUCUCCGUUUAUUGGUGAUACUACUUCAUGAUUUUCCAGAAUUCUUAUGUGAUUACUACAUGGUAUUUGUACAGGUUAUUCCUCAUACAUGUAUCCAAUUACGCAAUAUGGUAUUAAGUGCUUUUCCUUUGGUGAUGCAUUUCCCUGAUCCUUUGACACCGGAUCUUUGUCUUGGCCUAUUACCUGAAUGCAAAGAAGAUCCUUCCAUUGUCAUGUCAUUUGCUUCCAUUCUCACUGAACAACAAUUUCAUGUCGAUAUCAAACAGUUCGUUCAAAAUGAUUAUUCUUCCUUUUACAAAAAAGCUCUUGACUUCAUCACCACCAAAUCAAAUAUUUCUGAAAAUCCACUUGUAGCGGUAUCUACCAAUGAUCAACAACAAUAUAUUCGUGAAGAUGCUCUCAAUGCCCUGGUGCUCUAUAUAGCUACGCAUGUCAUACAUGUGCCACUGGAAUCAAAUCCUGCCAUCAAGUUAUACAUUUAUCUGAUUAAACAUAUGUCUUCACAAGGAACUUAUCUGGUGCUUAGUGCUAUGGCUGAUCAUUUACGAUAUCCAAAUAGUCAUACACAGUUUUUCAGUCAGGCUUUGCUCUAUCUUUUCCAAGAAAUGUCACAACAAACUAAAGAACAAAUUACUAGAAUUCUUCUGGAAAGAUUGAUUGUCAAUCGUCCUCAUCCUUGGGGUUUGUUGGCAACAUUUAUUGGCUUGAUUAAAGAACCAAAUUUUUGGGAUUAUUCAUUUGUACGGUCAAGUCCUGAAAUAGAACGAUUAUUUGACAAUGUGGCAAGAUCAAUCAAACGUUUAUCAUAGAACUAGACGCUUUUUGACUAUUAGACUAGUUAUUAGUGUAUAUUAUUUUAUUCAUCAACACUAUUGGCCCUUUUCUUCAACAUUAUCGAUAAAAAGUAGUAUUUAUUAGAAUCUCUUUACACAUCUUCUCCUUCUUUUAUUAUUUUUAAUAUAGUAUCAUAUUUUUACCUACUUGUCUA